Molecule: messenger RNA, 709 nt
Organism: Emiliania huxleyi CCMP1516
Lineage: Eukaryota; Haptophyta; Isochrysidales; Noelaerhabdaceae
Exons: 2
Coding region: 1-654 (217 amino acids)
Molecular function (GO): RNA nuclease activity
Source: RefSeq, a predicted model, not a curated record
AUGCUGCACUACGCCACCGUCCCCGGCGCCUUCGACGUCGCCGUCCUCGUCUCGGGCGACGCAGACUUCCUGCCCGCGCUCGUGCGGACGCGGCAGCGCGGCAAGCGCGUCGCCAUCUGCUCGCUGCGCAACUCCGCCUCCUCCUCCUUCGAGAACGCCGAGGCGUCGCAGCUGCUCGGCUUGGCGCGCCUCAAGGACUUUGACGUCCUCUGGCUCGACGACCACGUGACGAAGCUCGUGACGCCGCUGCACCCGACCCUGCGGCGGCAGCGGCCGGCGCUGCUCUGCUGGCUGCGCGACGCGCUGCUCGGGCACGUGAGUGAGCUCGGCGGCGCCGCCUCGGAGGAGGAGGUCUCCCUCUUCCUCUCGCAGAUCGGGCUGGGCGAGUCGAGCGCGCUCGCCUUUGUGCGGCACGAGUGCGGCUCCAUCGGCGCCUUCCUCGACGAGCACUGCGCCGGCCAGCUGACGAUGCGCCGCAUGAUGGGCACCGCCGUCGUGCAGGCGCGCGGAGCGACGCCCGCCGCCAUUCGCGACGCGAGGAGAGGGCGCGACGCGGCGGGCGGCAGCGACGCCGGCGCUGACGCCGACGCCGACGCCGGCGACCUCGGGGAGGCGCUGCUUGCAGCGCAGUCGCUGCUCGACGACGACGACUGAGGCGGUCGUCGUUUCUCGUGUGAUAAAUUUGGGGGUUGAAUCCACUACGUUUUAC